Molecule: messenger RNA, 1900 nt
Organism: Carassius carassius (crucian carp)
Lineage: Eukaryota; Metazoa; Chordata; Actinopteri; Cypriniformes; Cyprinidae
Product: sentrin-specific protease 5-like
Exons: 9
Coding region: 328-1818 (496 amino acids)
Biological process (GO): protein desumoylation
Cellular component (GO): nucleus
Molecular function (GO): deSUMOylase activity
Source: RefSeq, a predicted model, not a curated record
UCCCGCUAGAUGCCGCCAAAACGCUUCGGCGCGUGACGUCAUCGGCGUGCGACGCGCUCGGUCUGCGACCAUAACAACGUCGGAUAACCCUGACUUUUAUCGAUAUCAUUGAUAGUGGAAUAUUGUUCGAAAUUUGUUCGCUCUGUCUUUAAGGUCCCGCACACAUCGUCCCUGAGAGAGCGACACACGUGUGCAGAUUAGAAAAGUACAUCCACACUACCAAGAAUUCAAUUUCCAGGGUCCAGCGUCUGCGUGUGGAUGGAGGAGUCCUGCUGAAAACACAAAACAGGUGGAGAGGAUCCUGGGAGGGAUGGGGUAGGGUUCUCGAUGAGGGUCCCGGCAGCAAACUGCUCCGUUAGGGUAGAAUCAGGCCCGGGUGAGAUGCCUGAGAAUGGACGUUCCCGGAGGAAACGGGUGCCGAAGACGUGCGACUGCUGCGGGCCCCACGGCAAGCCCCACGUGCCAGGACACCAGCAAGUGCUGAAGAAACGUGGACGCAAGAAGAAAGAGAUGGUGAGCCAAGAGGAGGAAGUGGCGGCAGAGGAGGUGGUGAGCUCGUCGGCAGUGGACUCGAUUGUCAUUUGUGAAGCGGACACAGCUUCUGAGAUGGAGGAGGAACGGUCUCCUAAAGGGAAGCCGGACCUUUCCCAGACUGAAGGUGGGAGUGAAAGCACCAUCUUGGUAAACGGCUUGGAGAACAGUGCUCAUGCCAACUGUGACACCAAAGAGCUGAGCUCCACCGAGCAGAGCCGUCCCGUUGAGAGCAGUUCUGCCACACUGAAUGACUUAACUAAGAACCCCCCCGAUUCUUCCUUGAUCAGCGCAGAGCCGGACGUUUUCACUCACACUGAUGCCAUGGAAACUGAGCCGUCCAGCUUGAGCACUAAUGUGGACAAGGCUUCCUGGGACCAUCACUACUGCAAGCCCCUCGCUGGGCAGAACAAGAACCACUUCAGGGAGGAGACAGGGCAACCGUCUGCAAAGCCUCCGGUCGAAUUUACAACGGAGGGCAUCAUCGAGUGUAUUCAUGAAUUCCUGGAGCAGUUCUAUGGGAAAUAUGGAAGCUUCACCCCAUUAAGGGAUUCUGACGUCCUCUAUCACCUAAACCAGACAUUUCAGUCUGAUCUAAAUGACAGGAUGAAGCUGAUAACAAAAGAAGUGGCCAAGUACAGGGCUGGUCUGGCCUGUGCUCCUAUGCGUUUCUUCCAAGUGACCUACAACAAGCACACUUUGACCUUAGAUGACCUUUCAACACUUGAUGACCAAAACUGGGUCAAUGAUCAGGUGAUUAACAUGUAUGGAGAACUGAUCAUGGAAGCUACAAAUCAUAAGGUUCAUUUCUUCAACAGUUUUUUUUACAGACAGUUUGUAGCAAAAGGUUAUGAAGGAGUGAAACGAUGGACCAAAAAGGUUGAUCUGUUUUCUAAGACACUGAUCCUGAUUCCUCUGCACCUGGAGAUCCACUGGUCGCUCAUAUCCCUGGACGUCUCCAAGCAAAGCAUCAACAUCUUCGACUCCCAGGGCAUCCUGUUCAAGUUCGCUGUGGAUAACAUCCUGAAAUACAUCCUGGCAGAAGCCAAGGAGAAGAAACAAGACGUCUUUCAGAAGGGCUGGAAGAUGGUCAUCAACAGGGCCAUUCCACAGCAGAAGAACGACAAUGACUGUGGGGUUUUUGUCUUGGAGUACUGCAAGUGCCUGGCGUUCAUGAAGCCCCUGCUCUUCACUCAAGAGGACAUGCCACGCGUCCGCAAGAGGAUCUACAGAGAGCUGUGUGAGCGCAGACUGUCCGACUGUCUAAACCAAGACAAAGCCUCAUAGACUCCAGUCUGGAUGAUGAACGCAACAGGAGGGAAAGGACAAAGAAACCCAAAGUUCUGGACAGGCAAAGCUGGAAGCUCCC